Molecule: messenger RNA, 2343 nt
Organism: Phyllostomus hastatus (greater spear-nosed bat)
Lineage: Eukaryota; Metazoa; Chordata; Mammalia; Chiroptera; Phyllostomidae
Gene: HDC
Product: histidine decarboxylase
Exons: 12
Coding region: 56-2044 (662 amino acids)
Biological process (GO): histamine biosynthetic process; L-histidine catabolic process
Molecular function (GO): pyridoxal phosphate binding; histidine decarboxylase activity
Source: RefSeq, a predicted model, not a curated record
AGCAGUGCCCCUUCGACCUCCUGCGUGUCUGUGACAAGGAGCCUGAGACGAGGAGAUGAUGGAGCCAGAGGAGUACAGAGAGAGAGGAAAAGAGAUGGUGGAUUACAUCUGCCAGUACCUGAGCACUGUGCGGGAACGCCGGGUGACUCCAGACGUGCGGCCGGGCUACCUGCGGGACCAGCUGCCCGAGAGUGCACCUGAGGAACCUGAAAGCUGGGACAGCAUCUUUGGGGACAUUGAGCGAAUCAUCAUGCCUGGGGUGGUGCACUGGCAGAGCCCCCAUAUGCACGCCUACUACCCAGCUCUCACCUCUUGGCCGUCACUGCUGGGAGACAUGCUGGCUGAUGCCAUCAACUGCUUGGGAUUCACCUGGGCUUCCAGCCCUGCGUGCACAGAGCUGGAGAUGAACAUCAUGGACUGGCUGGCGAAAAUGCUGGGACUCCCGGAGCACUUCCUGCACCACCACCCUGGCAGCCAUGGGGGAGGCGUCUUGCAGAGCACAGUCAGUGAGUCCACUUUGGUCGCCUUGCUGGCAGCAAGAAAGAACAAAAUCCUGGAGAUGAAAGUGUCUGAGCCCGAGGCAGACGAGUCCUCCCUGAACGCUCGCCUCAUCGCCUAUGCCUCUGACCAGGCUCACUCCUCCGUGGAGAAGGCUGGGCUGAUUUCUCUUGUGAAGAUGAAGUUUCUGCCUGUGGACGACAACUUCUCACUCCGAGGGGAAGCCCUGCAGAAAGCCAUCCAGGAGGACAAGGAGCGGGGCCUGGUGCCUGUCUUUGUCUGUGCAACCCUGGGGACCACUGGAGUCUGUGCAUUUGACUGCCUGUCAGAGCUGGGCCCCAUAUGUGCCAGGGAAGGGCUGUGGCUCCACAUCGAUGCUGCCUAUGCGGGCACAGCCUUCCUGUGCCCCGAGUUCCGGGGGUUUCUGAAGGGUAUCGAGUACGCGGAUUCCUUCACCUUUAAUCCUUCCAAGUGGAUGAUGGUGCACUUCGACUGCACUGCAUUCUGGGUCAAGGACAAGUACAAGCUGCAGCAGACCUUCAGCGUGAACCCCAUCUACCUCAGGCACGCCAAUUCAGGCGCAGCCACCGACUUCAUGCACUGGCAGAUCCCCCUGAGCCGGCGGUUUCGCUCUAUUAAGCUCUGGUUUGUGAUUCGGUCCUUCGGGGUGAAGAAUCUUCAAGCGCAUGUCAGACAUGGGACUGAAAUGGCUAAAUACUUUGAAUCUCUGGUCCGAAAUGACCCUUUCUUUGAAAUUCCUGCCAAGAGGCACCUUGGCCUGGUGGUUUUUCGUCUAAAGGGUCCUAACUGUCUCACGGAAAGUGUGUUAAAGGAAAUAGCUAAAGCUGGCCGUCUCUUCCUCAUCCCGGCCACUAUCCAGGACAAGCUGAUCAUCCGCUUCACUGUGACUUCCCAGUUCACCACCAGGGAUGAUAUCCUGAGAGACUGGAAUCUCAUUCAAGAUGCUGCCACUCUCAUCCUGAGUCAGCAUUGUACUUCCCAACCUGUCCCUCAGGUCAGGAACCUCUUCCCCCAAACCAGGGGCCCCCGAGCCCUGACCAGCGGCAGGUCCCUUCAGGCUGUCAGUGGGGCAGAAGAUGACCUAGCCCAGGCUAGAAGGGUCAUCAAGCAGCCUCAGCAUGUGGGAGCCAGUCCUGGGAGAAGGGAAGAUGGCCGUCACCUCGAAACUCUGCUGGACCCCCUGGAUGACUGCUUUACAGAAGAGGCCCCAGAUGUCACCAAGCACAAGCUGUCGUCCUUCCUGUUCAGUUAUCUGUCUGUGCAGAAUAAGAGGAAGGCAGUGCGUUCCCUCAGUUGCAGCAGCGUGCCUGUGAGUGCUCAGAAGCCACUGCCCGCAGAUGGCUCUCUGAAGAAUGGGGGCUCCUCCAGGGUUAAAAUCUUCUCUAGGUUUCCAGAAGAGAUGAUGAUGCUGAAGAAAAGUGCCUUCAAAAAACUAAUCAAGUUCUACAGCGUCCCCAGCUUUCCUGAGUGCAGCUCUCAGUGUGGGCUCCAGCUGCCUUGCUGUCCUCUGCAGGCGAUGGUUUAGGCCAGGGGUUUCAGCCAGAGUUCAUGGGUGUGUUUCAGGGAGUCUCUGAGCCCCUCAGAAUCGUAUGCUGAAUCUGUGUGCUUAUGUGUGUGUGUGCAUUUUUCUUGGGUGACAGCCCAUAAUUUUUAUCAGAUGCUCAGAGGGGUUUAUGACCCACCAAAGGAUACAAGUGAAGAGUUUAAGCCAGCAUGGUCCAGAAGGCCCUAGCCAUCUGGUCAGAGAAAAACAGUUCAGGGGGAUAUAUUGGCAGGUGGCUUCUGUGGUUCAGCUUGUGAUAUGAAAUGCCAUGUAGAAAUAAA